AUGAGUUACGGUAAAAUAAGAACUUUUAACAUUUUCCAUCCCCCGGACCCCGCGGAUCCCUCAUAAUGGAAUCCAGACCGAGGAAAGGCUACGGAGGGUGGCCAGUGCUGAGGCUAUGGUUUUCCCUGGCGUGCUUUACCGGCGCGACCGCGCAGCUCAGCUACUCUGUUUCGGAGGAGCUCAGACCAGGGGCUGUGGUCGGGAAUAUCGCUAAGGAUUUGGGUCUCACCGUUCAAAGGAUAAUUCAGAGAAAAUUGCGGGUGGUCUCGGAAUCUAACGCGCAGUACUUCGAGGUAAAUCAGGCGACUGGGGAUUUUGUUAUUAGACAGACAAUUGACAGGGAACACAUGUGCGAAUUAAAUCCAACAUGUUCACUACAUCUUGAGAUUGUACUUGAGGACCCUUUAGCAAUACAUCGGGUUCUUGUGGAUAUUGUGGAUGUGAAUGACAAUGCGCCGCAGUUUUCCAAUAAGAAUAUUUCCUUGGAGAUAUCAGAGGCGGCCGCGCCAGGCACUCGGUUCCGACUGGAGAGUGCACACGACCCAGAUGUGGGUAUCAACUCUCUGCGCACUUAUCACCUAGCACCCAACGACUGCUUUGUUUUGAAUGUGGAAACGAAAAGUGACGGGAGUAAGAUCCCGGAAUUAGUUUUAGAGAAGGCUUUGGAUAGGGAGACGCAGGCCUCGUUUCGCCUGUUGCUCACUGCGGUAGACGGGGGACAGCCGGAGAAGUCUGGCUCCACUCUUUUACUCAUUAAAGUUCUGGAUGUCAAUGACAAUGCGCCCGUCUUUGAAGAGCCGGUGAAAAAAGUUAGCAUUUUGGAGAAUGUUGAACCGGGCACUUUAGUAACGAAACUGAACGCGACCGACGCGGAUUACGGUCAGAAUGGUCAAAUCUCCUUCCUGUUUAGUAAAUACACGCCGGAACGUGUGCUCAAGCUAUUCAGCGUGGAUUCUAAAACCGGGGAGAUCCGUGUGAAUGGCCAGGUGGAUUAUGAGACAGCGAAUGUAUAUCACAUCACUGUGCAGGCCAGGGAUGGGGGAACCCCCGCCAUGGAGGGUUCCUGUAACAUCAUAGUUGACGUCACUGAUGUGAAUGACAAUUCUCCAGAGGUAACGUUGACUUCACUGAAAAAUCCCAUCAGAGAGGAUGCAGCUCCUGGUACAGUCAUCGCCCUCAUCAGUGCGAGGGACCUGGACUCUGGUAAGAACGGGGAGGUGACGUUAAAGGUCCAGUCUGGCCUGCCCUUCAAACUCAACUCUGCCUUUGGUGAGCACUACAAUCUCAUCACCAAUGGCAACCUGGACCGAGAGAGCAUGGCCGAGUACACUGUGGUCAUCAUGGCGACUGACGCGGGCUCCCCUCCCCUGUCGUCACGGACGACUUUCGUGGUCAAGCUCUCAGACGUGAACGACAACGCUCCUUCAUUCUCCCAGCCCUCCUACUCCGUGGACGUCCCCGAGAACAACGCCCCCAGCACCCCCAUCACCAUGGUGAUGGCCUCUGACCCGGACACGGGGGACAACGCCCGCGUCUCCUUCUCCAUCCUGCCCAGCAUGGUCCAGGGCUCCCCCAUUUCCUCCUAUGUCUACAUCAACCCAGAGACUGGACACAUCUACAGCAUGCGCUCCCUAGACCACGAGAUCCUCAAUGCCUUCCGUAUCGAGGUGCAGGCCCGAGACGCCGGGGCACCCCCCCGGACCGCCAACGUCACCGUGCAUGUGUUCGUAGUGGAUCUUAACGACAACGCGCCCCUCAUCGUGUACCCCCCCUUCCCCCAGGAUACGGGGCUGCAGCUCAGUGUACCCCAGUCGGCUGGGCCGGGUCAUCUCAUUAAUAAACUAGUAGGGGUGGACCCUGAUAGUGGACAUAAUGCCUGGCUGUUCUAUUCCAUCGCCCCAGGGCCACACGUUGGUCUCUUCCGCAUUGCCCCCCACACUGGGGAGCUCCGCACCGCCCGCAAACUAGCCGAGGAGGAGGGCGGCUCCGCCUAUGACAUCAUCGUGGUCGUCCAGGACAACGGCGAGCCCACUCUCUCCACCACUGUGGCCAUCACAGUAACCGUGGAGGAGAAGGGCGCCAGCGACGCCGCCACGGACAACCGGAAGACGUCUGUGAUGCGUCACACCGGGAUGCCUGAUAUCACCCUGUACCUCAUCAUCUCGCUGGCCUGCGUCUCGGCCGUGUUCUUCCUCACCUUCCUCAUCCUCAUGGUGCGAUGCCUCCGCCACCGCAGCGACCUUGGAGGGACAGGCUGCUGCUACAGCCACCACCGGCCCAGCAGGGCCCACCAUCAGAGACCCAGCAAGGACCUCCACCUGCAGCUCAACACAGACGGACCCAUCCGUUACAUGGAGGUGGUGGGAGGGGCUCAGGACCCCCCAGGAACACGGAACCUACAGACCCUGCUACUCCACCAUCUCCAGCCGAAGUGACUUUGUGUUUGUCAAGACGCCCAUGAUGAGUCACAACAACACCCUCAGCAUGACGCUCAACAGGAAGCACCUAAUGAACUCAGCCAUUGAGGUGAGGGCACUGGGGGGAGGAGACAGGAUAUUGGCCAAUAAAGUAAUGGGAAAAUCCCUUGACCAAUGA
Molecule: messenger RNA, 2595 nt
Organism: Coregonus sp. 'balchen'
Lineage: Eukaryota; Metazoa; Chordata; Actinopteri; Salmoniformes; Salmonidae
Source: the annotation of a GenBank genome assembly